Messenger RNA from Ceratina calcarata, 2550 nucleotides. RefSeq names its product ribosomal protein S6 kinase beta-2. NCBI's taxonomy places the organism in Eukaryota, Metazoa, Arthropoda, Insecta, Hymenoptera, Apidae. Gene Ontology annotation, biological process: protein phosphorylation; signal transduction. The coding region runs from base 422 to 1939 and encodes 505 amino acids. The transcript is spliced from 13 exons. The record is from RefSeq and is a predicted model, not a curated record. Gene Ontology annotation, molecular function: protein serine/threonine kinase activity; ATP binding.
GUUUUGGCGCGGGCGGUGCGGAUCACUGCGGAUCACCCUUAUCCUCACCUCCUUUGUGUGUAUUGUCUGUAUGGCUAAAAUGGUCGGGCUUCGGGCUCAUCUCUGGUCUUCUCGUAGCUCUCGUUUUGUGCUCAUCGUCUCGUGCUCGUUUUGUGACCUCGUUGUGUUCUGACAAGAACGCACGAGGGUUACUAAAAAGUCGAGCUGUUACAUAUCGAGCUUAAUAUUAUCAUAUGCGCAUUAGUCUCAAGCCUUGAACAUGCAUUGAUUCGCACAUCGACCUUUUCUUUCUGCCGUCAGCUUCAGCUGUACUCAGCUGUACUAUAUCUACGUCUACGACGUUGUUAGAACGCAUCGCGAUCGGUUAAAAGCUCGUCGACGAAAAGAAAUUGAAAGAAACAUUUUGAUGUGACCGAUAACGAUGGCCGGAAUAUUUGACAUAGAGUUACAUGACGACGAGGACGGCAUCGUGAAUCAGAACGAGUCGGACGACGAUAUCGCCGAUAGCAAACAAGACGAAUAUAACCACGCUACAAAUAUAAAUAGCAUAUUAGUAGAGUCCGACAGUAGUUUGGAAAGGGUACAAUUGUCGGAGCAAAAUGUGAAUGCAGGCCAAGAGAAAGCCGGUCCGCAGGACUUUGAAUUGUGCAAAAUUUUAGGAGAAGGCGGCUACGGGAAGGUGUUCCAAGUGAAGAAAGUAACUGGAAAGGACAAAGGCAGUAUCUUCGCUAUGAAGGUAUUAAGAAAAGCGUCUAUCAUAAGAAAUCAGAAGGACACGGCUCACACGAAGGCCGAAAGAAACAUUUUGGAAGCGGUCAAGCAUCCAUUCAUCGUGAACUUGAUGUACGCGUUUCAAACCGGUGGUAAAUUGUAUCUGAUUCUGGAAUAUCUUUGCGGAGGAGAGCUCUUCACUUACUUGGACAGAGAAGGCAUCUUCUUGGAAGACACGGCUUGUUUCUAUUUGUCGGAGAUUAUACUCGCUCUUCAACAUCUCCAUGAUCAAGGUAUCAUAUACAGAGAUUUGAAACCGGAGAAUAUUUUAUUAGACGGCGAGGGUCACGUUAAAUUGACAGACUUUGGUCUUUGCAAAGAACAUAUAGAAGAAGGUACAGUAACGCAUACAUUUUGCGGAACUAUAGAGUACAUGGCGCCGGAAAUUUUAACCCGAAGCGGACACGGGAAGGCGGUCGACUGGUGGAGUUUGGGUGCUCUCAUGUUCGACAUGCUUACCGGAAUGCCACCGUUUACAGGGGACGAUAGAAGAAAAACAAUCGAGAAAAUUCUACGUGGAAAGUUGAAUCUCCCGUUGUAUCUAACGCCGGACGCGAAAGAUUUAAUACGAAGAUUGUUAAAGAGGCAGGUAUCGCAAAGACUGGGAUCGGGACCCGAGGAUGCCGAACAGAUCAUGAAUCACGCGUUUUUCAAACACAUAAAUUGGCAAGAUGUAGUCUCGCGUAAACUGGAACCACCUUUCAAACCGUCGUUGAAAAGUGCCGAUGAUACGUCGCAGUUCGACGAACAAUUCACGGCGACCGUGCCAGUCGAUUCUCCAGCCGAAAGUACAUUGAGCGAAUCCGCCAAUAUGAUCUUUCAAGGUUUUACGUACGUAGCACCCAGCGUCUUGGAGGAGAUGUGCGCUCAACCGAGGAUCGUGAAUGCCAAAAGCCCGCGAAAGAGUCUCGCCGGAUUCGGUGGGAGUCACGGUCACGGUCACGGUCACGGUCACGGUCACGGUCACGGCUACGGCCACGGUCACGGUCACGGACACGGACACGGACACGGACACCGUUUCUCUUCGAGAUCACCCGACGCGCAUCUUCGCGCAACCUCUGGUUUUCACCAACAAAACAGCAGGCAACACCACGCGAUCGCUUCGAACAACGUGGCGAUGGAAGAUACCGACAUGAGUGACACGGUUCCUCGGCGUCCGAACUUGUAAACGGUGGGUCGACAAAUUCGACGGUACCGUACGGAAGAUUCGAAACGCGCUAUCGGCGACGCAUCGUAGAUCGACCGUUGUCGAUGUUAUUCGUCCAUCGACGACGCUUACGAAAGACGGCAGCAGUACCACUACCACUACUAUUUUUAUGCGAAGCGAAGCGACGUCAGCGUCAGAGAGUGCUGCAACUAUUUGCAGCAUGGAAACAAGUAAGAUUCAUCGUAGAUUCGCGUUACGCGGUAGAAACGUGUAUAACUUUCUGAUAACGCGAUGUACAGCAAAUACAUUUCACUCGAAUGAUAGACAUCGGAGUAUCGGACAUACAUACGUAGCUGAACGUUAUCCGCGAUUACAAUUUAUUCGUUUUAGACUUACCGUGUAUUUACAGCCGCAAAGAGGAAGACGAGUGAUGAAAAGAUUGCGUGCAUGCGAUUUUGUGUGUGUGUGUCUGUGGUAUGCGCACGCACGGGCCGUGCGUGUGAAUUGAGUGACGAAACCAAGUAAUUUAGCAGUGUACAAAUAAAAAAUUGUAUUUAUCUUUUUUAUAGUAGUGAAGAAUCAGCAUUAUAGAUUAAUAAAAUAUAUAUAUAUAUAUAUAUAUACGUAUACAA